AUGUCCGAUGACGAGGGUCUUUCAAUCUACGAUGAGGUCGAGAUCGAGGAUAUGACUUUUGAUGAGGCUAUGGGCGUUUACCAGUUCCCAUGUCCUUGUGGCGACAAGUUUCAAAUCACACUCGAGGAUUUGCUGGACGAGCAGGAUAUUGCCGUGUGCCCUAGUUGCAGUCUCAUGAUUCGGGUUAUUUUUGACCUGACCCGGCACGACAGUCACCCUUCCGCCGUGAGCACGACACCCUUUGAGGAGCUUGAAGCUUCUGUGUCCAACCCAACACCGGUAAAUCGGCCACAACUUCCGGAAUCCUUGAAAAUUUUAUUUUCGCAACGUCCUCAAACCAACGCGAACAGAAACCCCUGCAUGGGUAGGACAAGAGUGGUUCCAGGGUACCUGGAAGCCCGGCUGAUACUGGUUCAACGUACUCUGUGUCGCCGCCACAACCAGCCAAUUUACAAGGGCAACGGGCAGGGAGGAAGGAAUUGAGGCCCCAGCCAGUUCAGAUAAGAGCGCAACACAAAUGGCAUGCCGGAAAUAAAUUUGCCGCCGUUACUCCGUUGGUUCAGGGUUCCUGCCAAGCUUCCAGAGAUAAGCAGGAAGCAUGAGGCUCAAGUGAGCUGGGCAGUAAAAGAGACACACUAUAUUUCACGAAAGAAAAAAAAACCAGAAAAUGGUGGUAUGCGAUUAGUAUUAAUAUAGCUGGAGGUGAUUUCGCUCCAUUGGUCUAUCUAUUCUAGUCAGGACAAAACGUUCCCGAUCUAUCUCCAUCGAAAGUUAAACGCGCA
Molecule: messenger RNA, 782 nt
Organism: Fusarium oxysporum Fo47
Lineage: Eukaryota; Fungi; Ascomycota; Sordariomycetes; Hypocreales; Nectriaceae
Product: CSL-type zinc finger protein
Exons: 2
Coding region: 1-483 (160 amino acids)
Biological process (GO): protein histidyl modification to diphthamide
Molecular function (GO): metal ion binding
Source: RefSeq, a predicted model, not a curated record